UAAAAAUAUUUUAAACAUUCUAAUGGUGCUGUUUGCCCUCAGGAAUGGGGUGAACGUGGAAGGGGCCACCCACAAGCAGGUGGUGGACCUGAUCCGGGCCGGGGAGAAGGAGCUGAUCCUGACGGUGCUGUCGGUGCCGCCGCACGAGGCCGAGAGCCUGGACCCCGGCGACGACUCGCUGGGCCAGUCCUUCUACGACUACACGGAGAAGCAGGCGGUGCCCAUCUCCAUCCCCACCUACAAACACGUCGAGCAGAACGGCGAGAAGUUCGUGGUGUACAACGUGUACAUGGCGGGCAGGCAGCUCUGCUCCAAGCGCUACCGGGAAUUCUCCAUCCUGCACCAGAACCUCAAGCGGGAAUUCGCCAACUUCACCUUCCCCAGGCUGCCCGGGAAGUGGCCCUUCUCCCUGUCCGAGCAGCAGCUGGACGCUCGCAGGAGGGGCCUGGAGGAGUACCUGGAAAAAGGUUGGGAAGCGUGGGAAUGGCUGGAGUGGGAAGAGGGGCUGGAGCCAGGGGGAGAGA
This is a messenger RNA of Pipra filicauda (Wire-tailed manakin), 524 nucleotides long. It is a transcript of the gene SNX27, whose product is annotated as sorting nexin 27. Gene Ontology annotation, molecular function: phosphatidylinositol binding; protein binding. Gene Ontology annotation, cellular component: early endosome. The transcript has 2 exons. Gene Ontology annotation, biological process: intracellular protein transport. The record is from RefSeq and is a predicted model, not a curated record. Lineage: Eukaryota; Metazoa; Chordata; Aves; Passeriformes; Pipridae. The annotation marks the transcript as partial.